AUGUCAGCCAAAGCCAUUUCAGAGCAGACCGGGAAAGAAUUUCUGUAUAAGUACAUAUGUACUACAGCUGCCAUUCAGAACCGGUUCAAGUAUGCUCAAGUGACGUAUGACACUGAUUGGGACCGGCUGGCACAAGACCACCCAUGGCUCCUGACACAGCCUCUGGUGUGUGAAACCUGACCAACUGAUCAAACGUCGUGGAAAGCUGGGACUUGUAGGCGUUAACUUAAAUUUGGACCAAGUAAAGAGUUGGCUGAAGCAACGUUUGGGACGUGAAACUACAAUAGCCAAAGCAAGGGGAGUGUUGAAGAAUUUCUUGAUCGAGCCAUUUGUUCCUCAUAGACAGGAAGAGGAGUUCUAUGUUUGUAUCUAUGCAGCUCGGGAGGGGGAUUAUGUGUUGUUCCACCAUGAAGGCGGUGUGGAUGUCGGCGAUGUGGAUUCAAAGGCUCAGAAGUUCCUGGUUGGUGUUGGAGAACGUUUGACAGAGCAAGAUGUGAGGACUCACUUGUUGGUCCAUGCAGCGCCAGAUAAGAGAGAUGUCCUUGCCAGCUUCAUAACUGGACUGUUCAACAUGUAUGAGGACCUGUUCUUCACUUACCUGGAGAUCAACCCACUCGUUGUGACCAAGGAUGGCGUGUAUGUUUUGGAUAUGGCAGCUAAGAUAGAUGCAACUGCGGACUACGUAUGCAAAGCUAAAUGGGGUGAUGUGGACUUCCCACCUCCCUUUGGAAGAGAAGCUUAUCCAGAGGAGGCCUAUAUUGCAGACUUGGAUGCCAAGAGUGGUGCAAGUUUAAAACUUACCAUCCUAAACCCACGAGGCAGGAUCUGGACUAUGGUUGCUGGUGGAGGAGCGUCUGUUGUUUACAGUGACACCAUCUGUGACUUGGGCGGAGUAGACGAGCUUGCCAACUAUGGGGAGUAUUCUGGGGCACCCAGUGAGCAGCAGACAUAUGACUAUGCCAAGACUAUCCUCUCCCUUAUGACAAGGGAAAAGCAUCCUGAUGGUAAAAUUCUGAUUAUAGGGGGCAGUAUUGCAAAUUUCACUAAUGUUGCUGCAACCUUUAAGGGUAUUGUAAGAGCUAUUAAGGAUUGCCAAGGACCACUGAAGGAACAUGAAGUCACAAUAUUUGUGAGGCGAGGGGGACCAAACUAUCAGGAGGGGCUUCGCGUCAUGGGUGAAGUAGGAAAAACUACUGGAAUUCCCAUCCAUGUGUUUGGCACAGAGACUCACAUGACAGCCAUUGUGGGCAUGGCACUGGGCCACCGACCAAUCCCAAACCAGCCUCCCACUGCAGCACAUACUGCAAACUUUCUGCUGAAUGCCAGUGGCAGCUCUUCAACUCCUGCACCCAGCAGAACGGCAUCAUUCUCUGAAUCCAGACAAGAGGACAUCACUCCAGCCAAAAAGGCCAAGCCAACUCUACCUAGUGCAAAGGCCACUACACUGUUUAGCCGUCACACCAAAUCUAUUGUAUGGGGUAUGCAGACCCGGGCUGUGCAAGGCAUGCUGGAUUUUGACUAUGUCUGUUCACGCUCUGAACCGUCAGUGGCUGCAAUGGUUUACCCUUUCACUGGGGAUCAUAAGCAGAAGUUUUAUUGGGGUCACAAAGAAAUCUUGAUACCAGUCUUCAAGAAUAUGGCGGAUGCUAUGCGGAAACACCCAGAAGUGGAUGUGCUCACGAACUUUGCAUCUCUGAGAUCGGCAUAUGACAGCACUGUGGAGACCAUGAAUUAUCCUCAGAUCCGAACCAUUGCAAUCAUUGCAGAAGGAAUUCCAGAAGCUUUAACCAGGAAGCUCAUCAAAACUGCUGAUGAGAAAGGAGUCACUAUUAUUGGGCCUGCUACAGUUGGUGGCAUCAAACCUGGUUGCUUCAAGAUUGGCAACACGGGGGGAAUGUUGGAUAACAUUUUGGCUUCCAAGCUGUAUCGUCCCGGCAGUGUUGCCUAUGUAUCCCGCUCUGGUGGUAUGUCUAAUGAGCUCAACAACAUCAUCUCCAGGACCACAGAUGGCGUUUAUGAAGGAGUAGCCAUUGGUGGCGACAGGUAUCCCGGGGUUCCACCUUUAUGGACCAUGUUUUACGUUAUCAAGAUACAGAAGGAGUUAAAAUGAUUGUAGUCCUUGGAGAGAUUGGUGGUACAGAGGAAUACAAGAUCUGUCAUGGUAUUAAAGAAGGCAGGCUGACAAAGCCCAUUGUCUGUUGGUGUAUAGGAACCUGUGCAACCAUGUUUUCAUCAGAGGUUCAGUUUGGGCAUGCAGGAGCCUGUGCCAACCAGGCCUCAGAGACAGCCGUUGCCAAAAAUAAGGCCUUGAAGGAAUCUGGAGUAUAUGUGCCACGAAGCUUUGAUGAGCUCGGUGAUGUUAUUCAGUCAGUGUAUGAGGAUCUGGUUGCCAAAGGUGAAAUCGUACCAGCAGAAGAAGUACCCCCUCCAACUGUACCUAUGGACUACUCUUGGGCGAGGGAGUUGGGAUUGAUUAGGAAGCCUGCCUCUUUCAUGACCAGUAUAUGUGACGAGAGAGGCCAGGAGCUUAUCUAUGCCGGCAUGCCCAUCACAGAUGUCUUCAAGGAAGAUAUUGGAAUUGGUGGUGUGUUGGGCCUGCUUUGGUUCCAAAGGCGGGUCCCUAAAUAUGCUUCCCACUUCAUGGAAAUGUGCCUGAUGGUAACCGCAGACCACGGACCAGCUGUUUCUGGAGCCCAUAACACCAUUGUGUGUGCCAGAGCUGGCAAAGACCUCAUUUCCAGUCUUACCUCUGGCCUGCUCACAAUUGGAGAUCGUUUUGGAGGAGCCCUUGAUGCAGCUGCCAGAAUGUUUAGUAAAGCUUUUGACAGUGGUCUUAUCCCCAUGGAGUUUGUAAACAAGAUGAAAAAGGAAGGAAAACUGAUCAUGGGCAUUGGUCACCGAGUCAAAUCUAUCAACAACCCAGAUAUGAGAGUCCAGAUCUUAAAAGACUAUGUAAAGCAACACUUCCCAGCUACUCCUCUGCUAGACUAUGCCCUGGAAGUGGAAAAAAUCACUACUUCAAAGAAACCAAAUCUCAUCCUCAAUGUUGACGGUCUUAUUGGUGUUGCAUUUGUUGAUCUAUUAAGGAAUUGCGGCUCGUUCACUAGAGAGGAAGCUGAUGAAUACAUAGAAAUUGGAGCACUGAAUGGGAUAUUCGUACUUGGAAGGAGCAUGGGAUUUAUUGGACAUUAUUUGGACCAAAAGAGGCUGAAGCAAGGAUUGUACCGACAUCCUUGGGAUGAUAUCUCCUAUGUGCUGCCUGAGCACAUGACUAUGUAA
Molecule: messenger RNA, 3279 nt
Organism: Staurois parvus
Lineage: Eukaryota; Metazoa; Chordata; Amphibia; Anura; Ranidae
Source: the annotation of a GenBank genome assembly